AUGUCUGAAGCUGAGAAAUGGGUUCCACCACCAAUCGGAACUCCAUGCUGGGUUGAAAUACCAGCUGCAGAUGUUCCCGCCUGCAAGAAAUUCUACGCUGCUGUUUUCCCAUCAUGGGAAUGGAAAGCCCCCACCGAAACCUACACAGAAGAGAAGAUUGCGAUGUUUAGCUUCGCUGGGCAAAUGGGUUUGACGGGAGGAAUUGUUCAGGUUCCUGCUGGUUGCAAGACAGGGGAUCUGAAGAAUGGAAUGGGAGUUACAAUUUACCAUUUCGUUGAGAGCAUUGAGGAGACAAAGGCACAAAUUGAGAAAGUUGGAGGUGUUGUCAUGAGUGAGAAAGAGCCAGAGAGUGAGAAUGGAUACUAUAUGUAUUUCAAAGAUGUGGCUGGCAAUCGGUUCGGGAUCUAUGAGCUAAAGAAGUAG
Molecule: messenger RNA, 423 nt
Organism: Cadophora gregata
Lineage: Eukaryota; Fungi; Ascomycota; Leotiomycetes; Helotiales; Ploettnerulaceae
Exons: 4
Coding region: 1-423 (140 amino acids)
Source: RefSeq, a predicted model, not a curated record